AUGGAAGAAGUUGAAUAUUGCUUCAAAAAUGUGAACAACUCCUGUAUAAAGGUUUCCAGAUCAUUGGGGGUUAGAGCUGCAAUGUAUGUAAUCCUUGUGUCAAUUACAAUCAUCACUAUUUGUGGAAAUCUGAUUGUAGUAAUAUCCAUAACUCAUUUUAAACAGCUGCAUUCACCAAAUAAUUUCCUCGUCUGCUCCCUGGCAACAGUUGACUUUUCACUGGGAAUAUGUGUGUUGCCUUUUGCUAUUAUGAGAACAGUUGAAACAUGCUGGUAUCUUGGGCCAGUUUUCUGUCAGUUCUUACUAUGUAUUGAUAAUUUGCUUUCAUGUGCUUCGAUUUUCCACUUAUGCUUCAUUGCUAUUGAUCGGUAUUAUGCAGUGUGCAGUCCUCUAACCUAUACAACAAAGGUCACAUUUAGAGUGGUUUACAUAUUUAUAGGUAUUGCAUGGAUACUUCCAGUUAUAUUUAGCUUUGGUUUAAUUUACACAAAAGCCAAUGUUCAAGGUAUUGAAGAAUUGGUUGUGAUUUUGUCUUGUGAAGGUGGUUGUAUAUUAAUGUUCAAUAAAGUAUGGGCUGUACUGGUAUCAACAGUAUUUUAUGUUCCAUGUGUGAUUAUGAUAUUCAUUUACACAAAAAUCUUCUCUGUUGCAAGAAGACAAGCCAGAAUGAUAAAAAAUAUGGAAGACAAAAUUUCUAUAGAAGAAAAAAAGAGGAGAGAGAAUCAAAAACGAGAACAAAAGGCCGCUAAAACACUUGGAGUAAUUGUUGGGGUUUUUUUACUUUGUUGGCUCCCUUAUUUUAUUGAUGCUCCUAUUGAUGUAUUUAUCAAUUUUGCAACUCCGACCGUUGUAUUUGAUAGUUUUGCCUGGUUUGGAUAUGUCAAUUCUGCCUUUAACCCAUUGAUAUAUGCCUUUUUUUAUCCUUGGUUUCGAAAAGCCCUUAAACUUCUGGUAACAUGCAAAAUACUGAGAGGACAUUCUACUACUGUACACACAUUAAAAAAUAAGCUCUAUGAAGGACCUGAUCUCUAA
This is a messenger RNA of Polypterus senegalus (gray bichir), 1032 nucleotides long. Its product is annotated as trace amine-associated receptor 4-like. The transcript has 2 exons. Gene Ontology annotation, molecular function: trace-amine receptor activity. Gene Ontology annotation, biological process: G protein-coupled receptor signaling pathway. Bases 1 to 1032 code for a protein of 343 amino acids. The record is from RefSeq and is a predicted model, not a curated record. NCBI's taxonomy places the organism in Eukaryota, Metazoa, Chordata, Cladistia, Polypteriformes, Polypteridae. Gene Ontology annotation, cellular component: membrane.